CUGGAUGCCUUACUUAGCAUCAAAAUCAAAAUCAAACAAAGAUGCAGAAAUCCUUACGUCUCUCAAAGUUAGACUAUUACACAUUGGCGACCCCCAAAGAAGACUACUUUGGUCUUCAAUCAAUCUAGCUACAAAACCUUUUUAGCUCAUAUAUAUAAUCUUCAUGUUCUUGUCAAUUUCAAAUCCAACAUAGUUUCUUGAUUUUUCUUCCUCCUUUAAGCUUCACAUUCUGCUCUGUUUUGAUAUCCUCUGUUAUCUACUGAAAAUGGAAGCUACCCUUACCUACAUCCUCUGUUUCUUCAUUUUUCUCAUCACAGCCAAGUUCUUACUCUCCAGAAGAAGAUUCAAGAACCUUCCACCAGGCCCACGCCCUCUUCCCUUAAUCGGCAACCUCCACCAGCUAAAACCACCAGUUCACCACUUUUUCCACGCCCUAUCUCAGAAAUAUGGUCCCAUUUUCUCCUUCCGGUUCGGGUCCCUACCGGUGGUCGUCGUUUCCUCUGCCUCCGCCGCGGAAGAAUGCUUCACCAAAAACGACAUCAUCUUCGCCAACCGUGUCCACUCCUCCAAGACCAAGCACCUCGCCUACGACAGCACCACGGUCAUCACCGCUUCCUACGGCGACCACUGGCGCAACCUCCGCCGUAUCAGCUCAAUUGAGAUCCUCUCAACCCACCGCCUCAACUCCUUUCUCGGAGUCCGAAAGGACGAGACCAUGAGGCUGCUCCGGAAGCUCGCUCAUAACAAAGAUGAGUUCGGAAAAGUUGAGCUCAGGUCCAUGUUUGCUGAACUAACAUUCAACACCAUCAUGAGAAUGGUGUGUGGCAAACGCUACUACGGCGAGGAGUUUGACGGAACCAGCGCCGAGGAGGCGAAGAAAUUCAGAGAUGUCAUGGAUGAGAUGCAAACGUUUGGAUUAGGGUCUGGUCUCGGUGAAUUCGUGCCUCUUUUCAGGUUGUUUGAUUUCAGCGGAGAACCCAAGCGAUUACAGAAACUGGGGGAGAAAAUGGACGCACUCUUCCAAGGACUCAUCGAUGAACAUCGGAAUAUGGAGGGACCAAAAUCAAACACGAUGAUAGAUCAUCUACUUUCCUUACAAGAGACACAGCCUGAGUACUACACUGACCAAAUUAUCAAAGGGCUUAUUAUGUCGUUGAUAGUGGCGGGAACAGAAACUUCAGCUACAACAUUAGAAUGGGUGAUGGCGGAGCUGUUGAACCAUCCGGCGUUGUUGGAGAAAGCGAGGAAUGAGUUGGAGUCACAAAUUGGAAAUGAGCGCGUAAUGGAGGAAGCGGAGGUAACUAAAGUGCCUUACUUGGAGAAAAUAAUCUCUGAGACUUUGCGGUUGCAUCCAGCAGUUCCGAUGUUGUUACCACAUUACUCCUCUGAGGAUUGUACGGUGGGUGGCUAUCACGUGCCGCGUAAUACAAUGUUGAUGGUGAAUGCGUGGGCUAUACACAGGGACCCGAAUUUGUGGGUUGAUCCGUUGCAAUUUGUGCCUGAGAGGUUUGAGAAUGGUGGUGCGGAUGCGCGUUGGGUCAUUCCUUUUGGGAUGGGGAGGAGGUCAUGUCCUGGGUCGGGCUUGGCCCAGAGAACUAUGGGUCUGACUCUGGGCUCGUUGAUUCAGUGCUUUGAGUGGAAAAGGAUUGGCACGGAAGAGAUUGACAUGACUGAAGGACGUGGAACUAUCAUACCUAAGGCUAUUCCUUUGGAGGCCCUUUGCAAAGCUCGCCCAAUCAUCAACAAGAUUUUCUGAUCCUUUAUGAGACAUUGGAAGAAGUUGAAAUCAGCGUGUUAAAUUACUAGCCAAUAUUUGUUUCCACAAUAAAAAUUGUUAGUAUUGGAUUUGGAAUGAAUUAUUUAUUUUUAAAAAAAUUAUAUUUCAUAAGGUUAAUCCGUUAAUGUAUAAGAUGUUGCUUGUAUAAAAGAGUCUCGUACUCUCGUAUAAAUCUUUCAUACAAAAGUUGUUCAUUUUCUAUAUUGUAAUUUAGAUUUUAUUGGGCC
Messenger RNA from Lotus japonicus, 2004 nucleotides. Its product is annotated as cytochrome P450 81E8-like. The transcript is spliced from 2 exons. Bases 266 to 1756 code for a protein of 496 amino acids. Gene Ontology annotation, molecular function: monooxygenase activity; heme binding; oxidoreductase activity, acting on paired donors, with incorporation or reduction of molecular oxygen. The record is from RefSeq and is a predicted model, not a curated record. NCBI's taxonomy places the organism in Eukaryota, Viridiplantae, Streptophyta, Magnoliopsida, Fabales, Fabaceae.